Nasonia vitripennis (jewel wasp) is the source of this 1913-nucleotide messenger RNA. Its product is annotated as aromatic-L-amino-acid decarboxylase. Gene Ontology annotation, molecular function: pyridoxal phosphate binding; aromatic-L-amino-acid decarboxylase activity. NCBI's taxonomy places the organism in Eukaryota, Metazoa, Arthropoda, Insecta, Hymenoptera, Pteromalidae. The coding region runs from base 161 to 1720 and encodes 519 amino acids. The transcript is spliced from 9 exons. Gene Ontology annotation, biological process: catecholamine metabolic process; amino acid metabolic process. The record is from RefSeq and is a predicted model, not a curated record.
GUUACUUCUGAAUACUGAUGAACGAAAAAACGACCGAAUACAUAACACUACUUCUCUCUAGAAUGUAUAAAAGAGAAGGGGUUGGCUGCUCCUGCGAUCAGUGGAGUGAUUGCCAUUGCGCGCGGAAGACCUAUUCUUGUAUUGUGACUUCAAAUAAAUCAUGGAUGAUAAAGAGUUUCGUGAGUUUGGAAAAGCUGCGAUAGAUUAUAUAGCUGAUUAUAAAGAAAAUUUACGUGAUCGUGAUGUGCUACCAAGUAUUAAACCCGGGUAUCUCUGCGAACUAUUGCCGAAAGAAGCUCCUGAAAAGCCAGAAACUUGGCGUGAAGUCCUGGAUGAUGUAGAAAAACAUAUAAUGCCUGGGAUAACGCAUUGGCAUUCACCGCACUUCCAUGCGUACUAUCCUACCGCUAACUCGUAUCCAGCUAUUGUCGGUGAAAUUAUAAGUGCUGGUAUAGGUUGCGUUGGAUUUUCAUGGAUAGCGUCGCCUGCCUGUACAGAAUUAGAAAUGAUUACAAUGGACUGGUUAGGAAAAUUAUUGGGUCUCCCAGAAGAAUUUCUAAAUUCAAGCCCUGGACCAGGUGGUGGCGUAUUGCAGGGAUCUGCAAGCGAAGCGACACUUGUUGGAUUACUAGCCGCUCGAGAGACAACUGUCAACCGAUUUAAAAAAGAACAUCCUGAUUGGGACGAAGCAAUAAUUAGAUCAAAAUUAAUAGCAUAUACAUCAGAUCAGUCAAACUCUAGCGUGGAAAAGAGUGGCCGUCUUGGAGCAAUGACAAUGAAACUUUUGCCAACUGAUGAGAAAUGUAGCUUGCGAGGCGCCACGCUUUUGGAAACUAUAAAGAAGGAUAUAGAGGAUGGUUUUAUACCGUGCUAUGUUGUGGCCACAUUGGGAACUACGCCUACAUGUGCCUUUGAUAAUCUCAAUGAACUUGGCCCUAUCUGCAAUAAAUACAAUAUUUGGCUUCAUAUCGAUGCAGCAUAUGCAGGUGCUGCGUUUGUGUGCCCCGAAUACCGCUACUUGAUGUCCGGAGUACAAUAUGCAGACUCUUUCAAUUUCAAUCCUCACAAGUGGCUCUUGGUUAACUUUGAUUGUUCAGCACUUUGGGUAAAGGAUUCUCGCUUUUUUACCGAAUCUUUUAACGUCGAACGGAUAUACUUGGCAAACAAUAAAGAUGGACCAACUCACGACUAUCGACAUUGGCAAAUACCACUUGGUAGACGAUUCCGUGCUCUUAAAGUUUGGUUUGUUUUACGAUUGUAUGGCGUAGAAGGAUUGCAAAAACACAUCCGUCAUACCAUAGAACUCGCGCAAAGAUUUGAAAAACUCGUAAAUGAUGACAAUAGAUUUGAAAUACCUAUAGAACGGCAAAUGGGACUUAUCUGUUUUAGACUUAAGGGCGAAGAUAAACUAACGAUGCAGCUCCUUGAUAGGCUUAUGUCGAGAAGAAAAAUCUACGUUAUUCCAGGAGCAUAUCGCGAAAAGUUGGUUAUUCGGUUCGCUGUUUGUAGCCGGUUUUCAAUGCACGAGGAUAUGGUUUUUGCCUGGAAUGAAAUAGCUGAACAAGCAAGUGAAAUAUUACAGGCAAAACUGAAACCUGCUGCUAUCAAUGAAUCGACUUUAUUAACCAGACCGGCAAAGAAAAGUAUUGAAAUGGUUUCGAGAAUUAAAGAUCUCGAAAUGGAAAAUAAGCAGUUAAAUACUGCGUUUAUGGUAAAAUAGUGCUCUGAGUUUUUCUUUAACUUUAUCGAGUUUAUUUAUGCUAUUUUAUUUGUGGUUGUUAUUAUUUUAUGUAUGUUAAAUCUAUCAUUAUAUUAUGUGCAUGAUGUUUUUAGUGUAAAACGUUACCACAAAUUGUACAAAGUAAAAAAUUCAAUUUAAAUUACAAUAAAUAAAUUAUUUAUAUAAUAAAAAA